AUGGUCUCUCUCAAGGCUUGUGUCGUAGCCUAUGGCUUCACGCUCCUGCCGGCUCUCGUGAGCGGCUCUCCUCUCGUGCCUCGUUAUUUCCAGAAGCACUUGGUCUCGCGGUGCAACAUAUCCGCCAUCACAGUCCAGUCUGAGCUCGGCCCGCAGCUUUCCAACACUUCCCUGAUUUUCGGACCUGAUAACGUCCUGUUCCCCAACGCGACUGAGAGAUGGAAUACUCUGGAUACGCCUGAUGUUCAGCUCGUUGUGCAGCCAGCAGCCGAGUCUGACAUCUCAAAAAUCGUCAAGUACUGCAACGACAAUAGCAUCGAGUUUCUCGUGAGGAACCGUGGCCACGGAACAACAACUUCCUUGUCAGCCUUUUCGGGAAUAGAGAUCAAUGUGGAACUGCUUCAGGGUAUUACUAUUCAGCCAGAUGGGGAAACCGCUAUCUUCCAGGCCGGAACAUAUGGUGCUGAGGUUAUCAACACACUUUGGGACCAGGGUUACGUCACAACCACUGGAUCUACGGCAUGUGUUGGUUUGACUGGUCCAUCACUAGGUGGUGGUCACUCGCGCUACGAGGGUCUCUACGGUCUAGUCAUGGACAAUAUCGUACACUACAACAUCGUCCUCGCAAACGGCACGGAGAUUGGUGUCAAUGAAACGAGCCACCCGGAUCUUAUGUGGGCCCUGAAGGGAGCUGGCCACAACUUUGCCAUUGUUACCAGUCUUGAGAAGAAGAUCUAUCCUGGAGAGAACUGGCACCAGCACACCUAUACCUGGACACAGGAUAAGCUGGAGACUGUCUUUGAGGCUCUGAACACGUUCCACAAGAGCUACAAUGGUACUACUCCUCCUAAGAUGGGUGUCAACUACGGAGCCAUCAUCAUGAACACAUCCUACAGUACAACUGAGGCCGUCAUGGAGUGGGGCUUCCAGUACGCCGGCCCUGGCGAUGAGGCGGAAGCGCUCCUCGCACCCUUCAAUGCCAUCGGUGCUAUUGCUGAAGAUCAGUUUGAUGCUUCGUACCCCACCAUUGCUGGUACCACCAGCGAGACUUGCGGCUCCGCCAAGCGCGCCAUCUCCAGCGCCAUGACACUCGACUACAAUAUCACAACGGAACGUGCGCUAUACGAUCACUUCGUAGCCAAGGUGGCUGAAUACCCCGACCUUGCUGCUACCGCCUACCUCUGGCACGAAGGCUACUCAACUGAGGGAUACCAGAUUAUCCCCGAGGACUCCACCGCUUACCCUCACCGAGAGGAGAACCAUCUAAUGGUCUUUUUCACCGAAGUUCCCGAGGACUCCGAUCUGCUCGAACCGGCACUUGAUUGGGCCAAGGAAGCAAUGGAUCUCUGGAACGGUGGCCAGCCCGAUCGCCUGCCAAGCACAUACGUGAACUACGCCCAGGGUGCUGAUUACGAAACACUCGAGUCUGUCUAUGGCUACGAAUCAUGGCGCUUGGAGAGACUGCGCUCACUCAAGGCUGAAUACGAUCCGGAGAACCGCUUCCGCUACUUUGUUCCUAUCAUUUCUGAUGAAGCCUAG
Pestalotiopsis fici W106-1 is the source of this 1539-nucleotide messenger RNA. RefSeq lists its product as uncharacterized. The transcript has 4 exons. The record is from RefSeq and is a predicted model, not a curated record. Gene Ontology annotation, molecular function: FAD binding; oxidoreductase activity. The coding region runs from base 1 to 1539 and encodes 512 amino acids. Lineage: Eukaryota; Fungi; Ascomycota; Sordariomycetes; Amphisphaeriales; Sporocadaceae.